Molecule: messenger RNA, 1440 nt
Organism: Verticillium nonalfalfae
Lineage: Eukaryota; Fungi; Ascomycota; Sordariomycetes; Glomerellales; Plectosphaerellaceae
Exons: 3
Coding region: 1-1440 (479 amino acids)
Biological process (GO): positive regulation of transcription by RNA polymerase II
Cellular component (GO): RNA polymerase II transcription regulator complex
Molecular function (GO): protein dimerization activity; DNA-binding transcription factor activity
Source: RefSeq, a predicted model, not a curated record
AUGGACUCGAGGCCGGCAUCCCAUCAAGUCACUACCGUCGCAGCAGUCUUGAACCCGAACCCGGACGGAAAUCGCGAUUCCGCUUACUUUUCCGGUGCAGAUGCCUCCAGCAAGCACAAUUCGGCCGCCUCCAACAUGACCAUCUCGGUCUUCAGCCCAACCAACUCCAGCUACCCCUCUUCUUCGGCCGAUAAGACGCCUUCGCCAGUCGCCACAGGCGCCAUGCCCCAGACUCUAGUCUCUCCUACCCAAAGCAACAUGAGCGUCGCGUCCAUGGUGUCCCCAACCACACCCGGCAGUGCAAACCCCCGACGGGCCGAUCGCCCUACCUCCCUCGAGAACGGCCAACCGAAUGGGAUGCUCGAUCCAGUUAUGCAGGCCGCGGGCCGUCGUGAAAGUGUCGACAGCAGGAUGAACCAAGGGUUCAGCGACAUGAGGCUCGGCGCUUCUUCUCCCUACGCGACUCACAAUCAAUCGACUUCGUCAAUUCAAAAUACACUCAACCAGCAGCGAAACCCGCGACCAGGUCUGGAAAAUGUUGCUAUCCACCGCAUUUCCAAUGGAUACCAGCCGAGUGCGGAGAGGGAGCCUCUAGCCAAGCUGGGCAAGACUGCUCCCGCGAUCACAGGACCUGCGACAAGUCAGAUUGCGCGAGCCGCUGAGCCUACCAAGGGCCAAGCCUGGGCCUUCCCUGACGGCGACGAGAGGGAGGAGGCGGCACGGUACGGUCAGCCGUCGCACAACACAUCUUUCCUGGACUCUCGGCGCAGCAGUGUUACCGAGUCGAUUGCGAGCAGCCAGUUCACCACGGAAUCCAGGUUGCCGCCUGGCCAGCGAAGACUGGACGAAAACGCCGAGUACAACCACAUGGGUCAUGCCUCAACAGACUUCCCACCAGUGCAUCACCACUCUCUGCAGCACAAACAGCUAGGGGACCUCCAGGACGAGGAUGCGGAAUCGAGAGCUGGUGCUCAACCAUACAGCCGUACUCCUGAACUUCGCAAGAGUCACAAGCUGGCUGAGCGGAAGCGAAGAACAGAGAUGAAGGAGCUGUUCGACCAACUUCGCGACUUGAUGCCCCAGGAACGAGGGUCCAAGGCCUCCAAGUGGGAGAUUUUGACCAAGGCCAUCACGGAGCACCAGCGAAUGGCGGAUGCCGUCCGUGUGAUGCAGAAUCAAAACGCCUCUAUUGCGUCAGAGAAUGAUCAGCUGCGCCGGGAGAACCACGCGCUUAUGCUUCAGCUGCGAGGCCAGCCUCCUCAACAGGCACCCCCCCCUCCACCUGCGGCUAGCUACGCGUCAGAUCCCUAUGCCCACCGCCCGGAGCUACCUCCUCUGCGCGCCCUCAAUGGCGGCCCUCCCAGCGGGCCUGAGUCAAUGACGGGUGUGCAAUACGAUGCUCCGCGUGCUGGCGGAUAUCGACCUGCAGAGCGGUACUGA